Messenger RNA from Striga hermonthica, 807 nucleotides. The record is from the annotation of a GenBank genome assembly. NCBI's taxonomy places the organism in Eukaryota, Viridiplantae, Streptophyta, Magnoliopsida, Lamiales, Orobanchaceae.
AUGCAGCAGACGAGAACAGUUGAGGUGAAGAGAGUAUCAGAUCUAGCGACGGCGAGAGAGAUUCACGAGUUCUUUUCGUUUUCUGGUGAAAUUGAACAUAUUGAGAUCCGAAGAGAGCCAGGGCAGCCAAAGACCGCAUUUGUUACGUUUAAAGACCCGAAGGCGCUUGAAAUUGCUUUGCUGUUAUCGGGGGCAACCAUAGUGGACCAGGUUGUUAUCAUAACACCAGCAGCAGAUUAUGUACCCCAACCUGAGAUUCGGGAAGUAAGGAUUGUUGACAAUGCAUUAAGCAUGUCUCAGGAGAAUCCUUCUACAGUUUCUGAGGGAAAAAUGAGUCCAAAUAACGGAAGAGUGUAUGUUGGUAAAGCACAGGAUGUUGUUUCGAGCGUUCUUGCAAAAGGUUCAGCGAUUAGACAAGAUGCUGUAAAUAAGGCCAAAGCUUUUGAUGAAAAGCAUAGGUUGACGGCCAACGCAUCUGCGAGAGUGAUUUCCCUUGACCGGAGAGUUGGUCUGUCAGAAAAACUCACAGUUGGAAUCUCAGUUGUCAACGAGAAAGUGAAAUCUGUUGACCAAAAGUUUCAAGUGUCUGAUAAAACCAUGUCUGCUCUUAUGGCAGCAGAAAGGAAGAUAAAUAAUACUGGAUCAGCUGUUAAAUCAAGCAGGUACGUGACAGCUGGAACAACUUGGCUCAAUGGUGCCUUCAGCAAGGUAGCAAAAGCUGGGCAGGUAGCUGGUACAAAAACUAGAGACAAAUGGAAUUUAGCAUUAUCUAACUUGACAGCUAAGGAUCCUCCUAUUGCAGCCUAA